Molecule: messenger RNA, 1254 nt
Organism: Pteropus alecto (black flying fox)
Lineage: Eukaryota; Metazoa; Chordata; Mammalia; Chiroptera; Pteropodidae
Gene: ASB18
Product: ankyrin repeat and SOCS box containing 18
Biological process (GO): protein ubiquitination; positive regulation of protein catabolic process; intracellular signal transduction
Molecular function (GO): protein binding
Source: RefSeq, a predicted model, not a curated record
AUGGCCGACCCUGACCGCCUGCCCGACUACCCGCUCAGCUCAGACUUAGCAAAGCGAUUAAAGUCCGCCCUGGACGCCGGCGAUGAGGACACAGUGAGCGACUUGAUCUGCACUCAGGUUCGGCACGUGGACGCCGUGGUAGAACUGGCCAACGAUGACUGGAUGAAACACCCGUCGGCCCAGCUGCCCCCCGGGGUGCUCCUAGGCGACCUGCCCCGCCCCGAGCCUCUCACGGACCAGUUCUUCCGAGAUGCCAACGUGGUCGAGAUCGAGAAGGAGGAGACGGGGUGGCGGGUGAGAUCCCCGGCCACGUUUGGCCCGUCAGGCCUCUGGACCCUGGAGUACAAGCGCGAGCUCACCACGCCCCUGUGCAUCGCAGCGGCUCGAGGCAACGCCGCCUGCGUGAGCCACCUGCUCGGCCGAGGCGCUGACCCCAACGCCAGCCCCGGUGGCCGCGGGCCCCUGCACGAGGCCUGCCUGGGGGGCCACACGGCCUGUGCCCAGCUGCUGCUGCAGCGCCGCGCCGACCCCGACCUGCUCAGCGCCGAGGGCCUGGCGCCCCUGCACCUCUGCCGCACGGUCGCCUCGCUCGGGCCCUCCACUGCCACCUGUGUCGAAGAGCCCAGGUCAGAGCGCUUCGAGCACUGUUAUUUGAACCGCGUUACCUGCCGAAGUAGCAUCAGGCAGUUACAAAUUCAGCUCAGCUUAAACGCCAGUUGUCUGGGCACCGGCGUCCGAACUUAUGUCCUUUCUCUUGGGCCACCCUCGCUCUUUCUGGGAGCCGACGCGCCAUGGGGUGCCCGAAGGCCCCUCAACGGCAGCCAGGGCAUGGUGCUGCAGACCGUCGCCUGCGCGCCCCAGGCCGCGCCAGAGCGCACCGUGCAGGCCCUGCUCAACCACGGCUCCCCCACCGUGUGGCCCGACGCCUUCCCCAAGGUGCUGAAGACCUGCGCGUCCGCCCCUGCUGUCAUUGAGGUCCUUGUCAACUCCUACCCUCAGCUCCGUGUGUCGGAAUCCUGGAAGGAGGUGAUUCCUGAAGACGUGUUUCAGGCGCACCAGCCCUUCUACCGGACCCUGUUUGCCUUGGCGCGCGCCCCGCGCUGCCUGCAGCAUCUCUGCCGCUGCGCCAUUCGCAAACGGUUUGGCAGAAAGUGCUUUCACCUCGUACCCCUGUCACCCGUGCCGAAGUCCCUGCAAAAUUAUCUCCUUUUGGAGCCAGAGGGUGUUUUGCACUGAAAACCAGAGCGUUGGUCU